Molecule: messenger RNA, 1143 nt
Organism: Tachyglossus aculeatus (Australian echidna)
Lineage: Eukaryota; Metazoa; Chordata; Mammalia; Monotremata; Tachyglossidae
Gene: MS4A1
Product: membrane spanning 4-domains A1
Exons: 8
Coding region: 123-974 (283 amino acids)
Biological process (GO): cell surface receptor signaling pathway
Cellular component (GO): external side of plasma membrane; plasma membrane
Source: RefSeq, a predicted model, not a curated record
UCAAGGCCUCAAUGAGCGCUCCAGCAGUGGCCGCCCCAGCCUUCCCAAAGUUGUGUGAAGAUGGUGCCCAACUGCGGCUGCUGUCUCUGCCCACCCAGGAGAUGUGAGCAUCUUCUACAAUCAUGAUGACGCCAACGGGGUCAGUCAAAGGAACCGGAGCAGUCGACUCCAUAAAGAGCACUCAAGUCAGGCAGCCAAGUCAGAGAACGGUCUCCAGGAGAGCGUCACAGUCCGUGGGUCCAACUCAGAGCUUUUUCAUGAGGGAGUCCAAGACUCUGGGGGCUGUGCAGAUCAUGAAUGGCCUGAUACAUCUCGGUCUCGGUGGGAUUUUGAUGGUCCCUUUGGGCGUAUAUGCUCCCAUUUGUAUUACCAUCUGGUAUCCUCUUUGGGGAGGCAUUAUGUUCAUUAUCUCAGGGUCUCUCCUGGUGGCAGCUGAGAAGUCUCCUUCUAAUGUUCUGGCCAAAGCCAAGAUAGGAAUGAACGUCAUUAGUCUGUUCAGCGCAAUUACCGGGAUUAUUAUUCUGAUCAUGGACGUAUUUAAUAUCACCAUCUCCCAUUUUUUCAAAAUGGAGAGCCUGUACCUUGCUAAGACUUCCAUGCCGUACAUCAACAUAUACAGCUGUGAGCACAGCGGGGCUUCUCAGCAGUACUGCCUUGGCAUGCGGGCUGCCUUCUUGGGCAUUUUAUCAGUGAUGCUGACCUUUACCUUCCUUCAGAACUUUGUUGUGGCCGGCGUCACCGAGAAUGAAUGGAGGAGUCUGUGCUCAACGGCUAGAACGGUUGACAAAAGACAUGGAUCUCUGAUUCACCGAGGUCUGGUGUCAUUUAACCCACAAGCAGCAGACAAGAUGGAGCAAGCUGUCCGGGUCAACAGCCUUCCCUCCCAACACAGUGAAAACGAGGCCGAAACCCUGCCAACCCUGACGGCCCAGGAAGAAGAUACAGAAAUAGGCUUCCCAGAACCCCCCCAGUAAAGACGACAUCAACGCCCUCGAUUCGGGUUUAGCGUCGGAGCUUGCUAACGGGGAGACACUUCUCCUCAUCCCUCUCCUUUCUCCCUCCCGUCUGCCUCUGAGAAGCGGCGGGACUGAGCCACCGAGCCUUUUCUCAGUAGCGGACGGAGCGGUGCCUGCCCCAAAUCAA